UUGUGUCCCCAAAAUGGCGAACGUUGCUGCUGCUGCUGCGGCUGCUGCCGCCGCUGCUGCUGCCGCCAACAGAGACCCGGCCGUUGACCGCUCGUUACGAUCAGUGUUCGUGGGGAACAUCCCAUAUGAAGCCACAGAGGAACAACUGAAAGACAUUUUUUCUGAAGUGGGACUUGUUGUCAGUUUCAGGUUGGUGUAUGACAGGGAGACAGGGAAGCCAAAGGGAUAUGGCUUCUGUGAGUAUCAGGACCAGGAGACGGCCCUCAGCGCCAUGAGGAACCUGAACGGGAGAGAGUUCAGUGGUCGGGCUCUCCGUGUCGACAACGCAGCCAGCGAGAAAAACAAGGAAGAGCUCAAAAGUUUGGGAACAGGAGCCCCCAUUAUCGAGUCUCCGUAUGGAGACACCAUCCAGCCACAGGAAGCCCCAGAGUCCAUCAGCAGAGCCGUGGCCAGUCUGCCACCUGAGCAGAUGUUUGAACUCAUGAAGCAGAUGAAGCUGUGUGUGCAGAACAGUCCUCAGGAGGCGAGGAACAUGCUGCUGCAGAACCCUCAGCUGGCCUAUGCUCUGCUUCAGGCCCAAGUGGUGAUGCGGAUCGUUGACCCUGAGAUAGCCUUGAAAAUGCUCCAUCGUCAAACACCGGUCCAGCCGCUGAUUCCCAGCGGGCAGCCUGCAGGAGCUCCACCAGUCAACCCUCCUCCUGCUCAGCCCAGCGUGCCGGUGUCUCAGCCACAGCCGGUGCCUGGAAUGCACGUCAAUGGAGCCCCUCAAAUGAUGCAGCCCCCCAACAUGGGUGUCGUCCCUGGACCAAUGCCUGUACCAGGACCCGGACCGGUACCAGGACCGGGAACAGUCCCAGUUGGACCUCCAGGAAACCUGCAGCAUUCUCCCACAGGAUCUUCUGGGCAAGCUGCUAUCGAGCGGCCUCAAGGACCAGGCGGUAUCCCCCCCAGAGGCCUGCUGGGAGACGGUCCUAACGAUCCCAGAGGAGGAACUCUGCUGUCCGUCACUGGAGAAGUCAUAGACCCCAAUCGGGGCUACAUGGCCGCUCCACCCCCCCACCAAGCCCCGCCGGUACACAUGGCCCCGAUGGCAGCCGGACCCCCUCCGGAUAUGAGAGGCCCCCCGAUGGACAUGAGAGGCCCACCCAUGGGUGAACCACGAAGCAUGAUGGGUGACCCCAGAGGGCCCCCGAUGAUGGAGCCACGUGGACCCCCGAUGGAAACCAGAGGUCGUGACCCGAGGGCGAUGGACGCUCGCGGUCCAGUGGCGGCUCAAAGAGUUCCGAUGGCGGCAGGAAUGCAAGGCCCCGUCCCUCACAGCAUGGCUCCCAGCGCUCCUCCACCUGCAAGACCGGGUCCUGGUAUCUCUGGUGUUCCUGCAUCAGGAGGAGGCUUCAGUCCGGGGCAGAGCCAGGUCUCCACACAGGACCAAGAGAAGGCUGCUCUGAUCAUGCAGGUGCUGCAGCUGACCCCAGAACAGAUCGCCAUGCUGCCCCCGGAGCAGCGGCAGAGCAUCCUCAUCCUCAAGGAGCAGAUUCAGAAGACUGCAGGAGGAGCACCCUAACAGCCACACUGAGGAAAACCUUCAGGACUUGUGACCCGUCACCGUCAGCUCUGAAGACGUCUCAUCUAAGUUUGGAAUAUUGUAUAGGUUUUUUUAAAAUCAUAUUGUCUGUUUUCUGUAUGAAAGAGUCAGGUUGUUGAUCGAAAAAUAAGUGAGACAUUUGAGUGGAUGAUAGAACAGAUAAAAAAGGUCAGGGCUGGAAUGUCAUGAAGUUUCAUCUUUUUCUGUUUUCAUGUUAUCGGCUCUGGAAACUGUUUGUCUGGAUGUUGUUUUGUCAAUAAAACAAAGAAAGAAAA
Molecule: messenger RNA, 1860 nt
Organism: Centropristis striata (black sea bass)
Lineage: Eukaryota; Metazoa; Chordata; Actinopteri; Perciformes; Serranidae
Gene: cstf2
Product: cleavage stimulation factor, 3' pre-RNA, subunit 2
Exons: 14
Coding region: 14-1564 (516 amino acids)
Biological process (GO): mRNA 3'-end processing
Cellular component (GO): mRNA cleavage and polyadenylation specificity factor complex
Molecular function (GO): mRNA binding
Source: RefSeq, a predicted model, not a curated record